AUGAAGGUGAUCCCUGCAUCUGGCCUUGCUGUCCUCCUCAUCACGGCUCUGAAGUUUUCCACUGCAGCCCCCUCCCUAUUUGCAGCCACCCCCAGGACCUCAAGGAACAGCUACCACCUCGCACAGGCAUACCUUGACAAAUAUUACACAAAGAAAGGAGGGCACCAGAUUGGUGAGAUGAUUGCAAGAGGAGGCAAUUCCAUGGUUAAAAACAUUAAGGAGCUGCAGGCUUUCUUCGGCCUCCGAGUCACUGGGAAGUUAGACCGGGCCACCAUGGAUGUGAUCAAGAGGCCUCGCUGUGGAGUUCCUGAUGUGGCAAACUAUCGCCUCUUCCCAGGUGAACCCAAAUGGAAAAAAAAUACUUUGACAUACAGAAUAUCCAAAUACACACCUUCCAUGACUUCUGCAGAAGUGGACAAAGCAGUGGAGAUGGCCCUGCAGGCCUGGAGUAGUGCCGUUCCUCUGAACUUUGUCAGAAUAAACUCAGGAGAAGCAGAUAUUAUGAUAUCUUUUGAAACUGGAGAUCACGGGGAUUCCUAUCCAUUCGAUGGGCCUCGGGGGACUCUAGCCCAUGCAUUUGCACCUGGAGAAGGCCUGGGAGGAGAUACACAUUUUGACAAUGCUGAGAAGUGGACUAUGGGAAUGAAUGGUUUCAAUUUAUUCACCGUUGCUGCUCAUGAAUUUGGCCACGCACUGGGCCUGGCCCAUUCCACAGACCCAUCAGCACUGAUGUACCCAACUUAUAAGUAUCAGCAUCCCUAUGGAUUCCACCUUCCCAAGGAUGAUGUGAAAGGGAUCCAGGCACUGUACGGACCUCAGAAGACAUUCCCAGGGAAGCCCGCUGUGCCCCACAGCCCCCCUCAUAAUCCUUCUAUCCCCGACCUCUGUGACUCCAGCUCAGCCUUUGAUGCUGUGACAAUGCUGGGAAAGGAGCUCCUGUUCUUCAGAGACCGGAUUUUCUGGCGUUGGCAGGUUCACUUGAUGUCAGGGAUCCGGCCCAGCACCAUCACCAGCUCCUUCCCCCAGCUUAUGUCCAAUGUGGAUGCAGCUUAUGAAGUGGCUGAGAGGGGCACAGCUUACUUCUUUAAAGGACCCCACUACUGGAUAACAAGAGGAUUCCAAAUGCAAGGUUCUCCUCGGACUAUUUAUGACUUUGGGUUCCCAAGAUACGUGCAGCGAAUAGAUGCUGCCGUCUAUCUCAAGGAUGCACAGAAGACCCUUUUCUUUGUGGGAGAUGAAUACUACAGCUAUGAUGAACGAAAAAGGAAAAUGGAAAAAGACUAUCCAAAGAAUACUGAAGACGAAUUUUCAGGAGUUAAUGGCCAAAUAGAUGCUGCUAUGGAGUUAAAUGGCUACAUUUACUUCUUUUCAGGACCCAAAGCGUACAAGUAUGAUAGAGAGAAGGAAGAUGUGGUUAGUGUGCUGAAAUCUAGUUCCUGGAUUGGUUGCUAAAUAGAAAAGUCUAGUCUUUCCUAAGGAAUGAAGAUGACUGAGAGCAGCUGGUAACCGGAUCUUAAGGACUAAAUCAGAACUCAGGUUACGUAUUCUUCCCAUGGCCUUCAAUUCUAUGGGUAAUUUAGAAUUUGUUGAAAAUAAUUCUGCUUCUAAACUGUUUCUUAGUUUCGGAUUCAGAAUUUUAAUCCAAAUGGAAAAUUCCUAUAUGGUCAACUUUACACAAAAUCAGAAUCAACACAAUGCAUGCUUCAGUUAGACACCCGUCAUUUUUUUCUUACCUAAUACACUGAAGCAAAUUGAUAAGUUCGUUUUUUAUUUCCAGGAAGAAACCUACUUGUGGACUCCCUGACAUGUAUUAUAAUUCUUUUAAUAGGAAAUAGCAUUACUAUACAAAUUAUAAUAAUUCUUUACAAGCAGUGGCUUUUUUGGCCUUAACAUUUGUUAUGAUGAAUAUAAAUGUAUCCGCCUUUACUUUAAACAUAUCACAGACAACAUACUGUAUAAGUUUUGUUUCUCCUUGUUUUUGUGUUUGUUUGUUUGUUUGACUCUAUGUGUGCUCACUGGUCUUUGAAGUAGGUUACAGUGGGCAAACCUACUCAAAUGGAUUUUCAUACUAGGUAAGAGGUGGGCACUUUGCAACAGGAAGACUUUUAACAAAAACCAAUAAAAAUGUUGUAAAAGAAUAGUUCCUCAUUUCUCUUUCGUUAAUGUUUACUAACUUCUAUCACACUUUGGCAACAAAUUCUGUGUACCUAUAGAAAACUCAAACCUUGAUAUAGUAUCAUGAGUAUGCAGACCCAGAAAAAAAUACUCAUAAUUCACUCUUUUACCUUCUUUCCGAAAAUAAAAUGCCCUCAAUGAAACUAUCUUUAACCCAUCUAAGUGGGUCUCUUCUGAACAGCUUUCCAUUUAGGGAAGUUUGUCUUUUGUUUUAGUUUUUCUCACUUCAAGCUAAACCAUUUUUUUCCUACCUAGCCAUUAGUACAGAUAAAAUACAGCUGUCUGUCAUUCUUAAUUUUUUUUUUUUUUUUUUUUUUUUUUUUUUUUGUGGUACGCGGGCCUCUCACUGCUGUGGCCUCUCCCGUCGCGGGGCACAGGCUCCGGACGCACAGGCUCAGCGACCAUGGCUCACGGGCCCAGCCGCUCCGCGGCAUGUGGGAUCCUCCCGGACCGGGGCACGAACCCGCGUCCCCUGCAUCGGUAGGCGGACUCUCAACCACUGCGCCACCAGGGAAGCCCCUAUUUUUUUAAUCUUUACAUUUUAGUAGUUCUACUAUAAAACAUUGAUAAAGGAAAUUGAAGAUGAUUCAAAGAAAUAGAAAGAUAUCCCAUGUUCUUAGAUUGGAAAAAUUAAUAUUGUUAAAAUGGCCAUACUACCCAAAGCAAUCUACAUAUAUAACACUAUCCCUAUCAAAUUGCCCAUGACAUUUUUCACAGAACUAGAACAAAUAAUCCUAAAAUUUAUAUGGAACCAUGAAAGACACAGAAUUGCCAAAGCAAUCCUGAGGAAAAAGAACAAAGCUGGAGACAUAACCCUCCCACACUUCAGAAAAUACUACAAAGCUACAGGAAUCAUGGUAUUGGCACAAAAUAGAUGUAUGGUUCAAUGGAACAGAAAAGAGAGCCCAGAAAUAAACCCACACACCUACAGUCAAUUAAUCUUUGACAAAGGAGGCAAAAAUAUACAAUGGAGAAAAGACAGUCUCUUCAGCAAGUGGUGUUGGGAAAGCUGGACAGCCACAUAUAAAUCAAUGAAGUUAGAACACUCCUUCACACCCUACACAAAAAUAAACUCAAAAUGGCUUCAAGAUUUAAAUAUAAGACAUGACACCAUAAAACUCGUAGAAGAGAACAUAGGCAAAAUAUUCUCUGACAUAAAUCAUAGCAACGUUUUCUUAAGUCAGUCUCCCAAAGCAAUAGAAGUAAAAGCAAAAAUAAACAAAUGGGACUUAAUCAAACUUAUAACUUUUGCACACUAAACGAAACCACAAACAAAACAAAAAGACAACAUACAGACUGGGAGAAAAUAUUUGCAAACGAUGAGACUGACAAGGGCUUAAUUUCCAAAAUAUACAAACAGCUCAUACAUCUCAAUAACAAAAAACAAACAACCCAAUCAAAAAAUGGGCAGAAGACAUAAAUAGACAUUUCUCCAAAGAAGACACACAGAUGGCCAAAAGGAACAUGAAAAAUGCUCAACUUCAUUAAUUAUUAGAGAAAUGCAAAUCAAAACUACAAUGAGGUAUCACUCACACCAGUCAGAAUGGUCAUAAUUAAAAUGUCUACAAAUAAUCAAUGCUGGAGAGGGUGUGGAGAAAAGGGAACCCUCCUACAUUGUUGGUGGGAAUGUAAAUUGGUGCAUCCACUAUGGAAAACAGUACGGAGGUUCCUCAAAAAACUAAAUAGAGUUGCCAUUUGAUCCAGCAAUCCCACUCCUGGGUAUAUAUCUGGAGAAAACUCUAAUUUGAAAAGAUACAUGCACCCCAAUGUUCAUAGCAGCACU
Physeter macrocephalus (sperm whale) is the source of this 3958-nucleotide messenger RNA. RefSeq names its product matrix metallopeptidase 20 (gene MMP20). Gene Ontology annotation, molecular function: zinc ion binding; metalloendopeptidase activity. The transcript has 10 exons. Gene Ontology annotation, biological process: amelogenesis; collagen catabolic process; proteolysis. Lineage: Eukaryota; Metazoa; Chordata; Mammalia; Artiodactyla; Physeteridae. The record is from RefSeq and is a predicted model, not a curated record. Bases 1 to 1452 code for a protein of 483 amino acids. Gene Ontology annotation, cellular component: extracellular matrix.